AUGUCGGACCCCUGCGAGAAGCGGAAGGGCGGCGCGGCGCGACCCGCCCUGCCCCGCGGCGCGGCCCCGCAACGCCCGCCGCGUCACGUGGCCCCGCGCCGCGCCAAUCAGCGCCGCGCAGCGCUCGCCCUCUGGCGGGCGGCGGAGGCCGUUGAAGAGGAUAGCUUCUGGUUACCAACAUCACAGCAAAACAAUCCAUAUGUAUCAUGCAAAUCUCUUAAGGGUCAACUUCCCCUGCUUACACUUAAAAUAACAUCAACCCCUGCCUGUAAUUCAGAGAAGGGCUUAAACCAUGAACUUUCUAAACUUUUCAAUGAGAUGUGGGAUAUGGAUGUUAACCGCUUUAUGCCUGGGAAAGACUACACAAUUGAACUGCAGGGAAAAGCAGGUGACAGUGCUACCCAAGACAGUGCAUCCAGACAUCUGUUUCACUAUGUAAAUGAAGAACGUAUGAAGAGCAUAAAAACUUUUACAACCUUUAUUUCCUUAUUGGACAACUAUGAGACAUCAACUGGUGUAGCAGAAGUAGUGACUCCAGAAGAAAUAGCUGAAAACAAUCGUUUUCUUGAUGCUAUCUUAGAAACUGAAGUCAUGAAACUAGCUCAUCAGUAUCUGGUUAAAAAAAACCUGUCGGAGCCAAACCUUACUGAUUUCAAAUCUCAGCUCUAUGACAUCUGGUUUCAGCUCUAUGCCAGAAAAGAAGGCAACAGACCUGAUUCCUGUGGUUUUGAACAUGUUUUUGUUGGAGAGACAAGACGUGGCAAACAGAUCUUAGGUUUGCACAACUGGGUGCAAUUUUACUUUCAGGAAAAGCGUAACCAAAUUGACUACAAGGGGUAUGUUGCCCGGAAGAAUAAAAACAGGCCUGACAAAGAUGACCAAGUUUUGAGCCUCCAGUUCACUUGGAAGGGCUUGGUAAAGCCAAUUGGAAGCACCUUUGUUGGUGUCAGCCCUGAGUUUGAAUUUGCCCUUUACACUGUCAUUUUUCUGCUGCAUAAAGAAAAUGUCGUACGUGAAACAGUGAAGAUAGAGGAAUAUGAGCUACAGAUAGUAGUUUGUCGCCAUGGGCAGCACAUUGGAACAGCCUAUCCGGUACUUCUUGGCACUAGUAAUGAAGACUUGUAGUGACAGUGAUCAGGAAACAUUUUUUUUUUUAAAGAAGGAGUAAGUUAGCGAUUUAUUUCUAGUACCAAUUUAUAAAUCAUUCAUUUUUGGGUUGCAAUAAAGUGUUUAAUGAAUAAUGUGCUACAAUUCUGUA
Rhea pennata is the source of this 1258-nucleotide messenger RNA. Its product is annotated as poly(U)-specific endoribonuclease-B-like. The coding region runs from base 1 to 1125 and encodes 374 amino acids. NCBI's taxonomy places the organism in Eukaryota, Metazoa, Chordata, Aves, Rheiformes, Rheidae. Gene Ontology annotation, molecular function: RNA endonuclease activity. The record is from RefSeq and is a predicted model, not a curated record. The transcript has 8 exons.